Gopherus evgoodei (Goodes thornscrub tortoise) is the source of this 8045-nucleotide messenger RNA. RefSeq names its product protein phosphatase 1 regulatory subunit 37 (gene PPP1R37). The transcript is spliced from 13 exons. The record is from RefSeq and is a predicted model, not a curated record. NCBI's taxonomy places the organism in Eukaryota, Metazoa, Chordata, Testudines, Testudinidae. The coding region runs from base 55 to 3021 and encodes 988 amino acids. Gene Ontology annotation, molecular function: protein binding.
CGGGCCCAGAGCGCUCCUGCGGCGGCGCGGGGGAGUGAUGCCUCCGGGGCCCGCAUGAGGAGGGGAGCGGGAGCCGCGGUGCCUCCCGCGCGCCGGGCCUGCCCUGCCAGUGCCGCCAUGGAGUGUGUGCAGGUCCCCCCCAGGCAGCCGGGGAGUGCUGCUGAGGGGGACCGGCUGCUGCUGCUGCUGCCGCCCCCUGCACCGCAGAAGGACGAGGAGACACUAGGCGGCUUUGAGCCCUGGGCUGCCUCGCAGGAGGGAGCUGAUGCUGCUGGAGAGCCAAUGGGGGUGAAACGCCAGGAAAGUUUGGGCACGGCUCUCCUCUCCCAGCUGGAUGCGGAGACCCUUCCCUCAAAACCCAGCUCACCGGCUUCAGGGAACGCGCCCAGCGGGGAAAUGCUGGACCACGCCACUGUGGCUUCUGCAAAGAGGGACUUGAAGGAGCCAGGGGGCUUAGAUCUGGCAGAGGAGCGGUUACAAGGGAAGGAGACUUCUUUGGUCGUGAACCAUCCGCUUCAGGAAGCAUUUCCAGGGAACGAGGAUGCUUCUUGUAACCCUCACUUGACUGCAGAGGAGAGAAAUUUGCCAGAGGUGGCUGCUGCCGCCAGUGGAUGUCCCGGGGGAAAUGAAAAAUCUCUGCUGCAGGCCCCUCUUUCCCCCUCACAGGAAACGUUGGCAUCUCCACCUUCCUGUAACUCUUCUUUGGACUCAGAAGCCCCAAGUCCGGAGAGUCCAGUGGGUGACCAACAAGUGGAGGCUUCUCCACCGUCUGAAGAUGGAAAACUCAAACAUGGAGCAAAGCGGGUAACGUUUCCUUCGGAUGAGGACAUAGUCUCUGGGUGUCUGGAGCCUAAAGAUCCUUGGAGACAUGCCCAGAAUGUGACUGUUGAGGAAAUUAUCAUGGCCUACAAACAAGCCUGUCAGAAAUUAAACUGCAAACAGAUACCCAAACUACUGAAGCAGAUACAGGAAUUUAAAGAUCUGUCUCCCAGGAUAGAUUGCUUGGAUCUAAAAGGAGAAAAACUAGACUAUAAGGCCUGUGAGGCACUGGAAGAGAUUUUCAAAAGGGUCCAGUUCAAAAUAGUUGAUUUGGAGCAAACGAACCUGGAUGAAGAUGGUGCCUCAGCAUUAUUUGAUAUGAUUGAGUAUUAUGAGUCAGCAACGCACCUCAACAUCUCGUUUAACAAACACAUCGGCACCCGAGGCUGGCAGGCAGCUGCACAUAUGAUGAGAAAGACUAACUGUCUGCAGUACCUGGAUGCUCGGAACACUCCUCUGCUGGAUCACUCGGCGCCAUUUGUUGCUCGGGCUCUGCGCAUCAGCAGCACCCUGGUAGUGUUACACUUGGAGAACGCCGGCCUUUCUGGGCGCCCGCUCAUGCUACUAGCAACGGCUCUGAAAAUGAACAUGAACCUACGGGAACUGUAUCUAGCCGAUAAUAAACUGAAUGGAUUGCAGGACUCUGCUCAGCUUGGCAACCUGCUGAAAUUUAACUGUUACAUACACAUACUGGACCUGAGGAACAACCACAUCCUAGAUUCAGGCUUGGCAUACAUCUGUGAGGGCCUAAAGGAGCAACGGAAAGGGCUGAUCACUCUGGUUUUGUGGAAUAACCAGCUGACUCACACUGGCAUGGCUUAUAUGGGGAUGACACUGCCUCAUACACAGAGUUUGGAAACCCUGAACCUUGGUCACAAUCCCAUUGGGAAUGAAGGUGUUCGUAAUCUGAAGAAUGGACUCAUUGGAAACCGCUCUGUGCUCCGAUUAGGCUUGGCUUCUACUAAACUAACAUGCGAGGGUGCUGUGGCGGUAGCAGAAUUCAUUGCUGAGAGUCCAAGGCUCCUUCGACUAGAUCUGCGGGAGAAUGAGAUUAAAACGGGGGGUCUGAUGGCAUUGUCCUUGGCACUGAAGGUCAAUCAUUCUCUGCUCAGGCUGGACUUAGACAGGGAACCGAAAAAGGAGUCUGUUAAGAGUUUUAUUGAAACACAAAAGGCUCUUUUAGCUGAAAUCCAAAAUGGUUGCAAGCGCAACUUUAUUCUGGCCAAAGAGAAAGAGGAGAAAGAACAAAAACUUCAGCAAUCUGCCUCUAUGCCAGAGAUCACCAUCACCGAGCCGAUUGAGGAGGGACCUGGCGAAAACAGCCAAGAUGAUGGCACAACAGCAACACCUGAAGAAGAUGAAGUGGGGGAGACAUUGGUGUCCAAAGAGAACAGGCAUACAGACAAUGCAAUAAACAGUGACAAAGAUGGGGUGACAUAUUCAGACUCUGACACAGAUGAUGAGGUAGACACUGGGUUAGUGACUAAAGAUCUCAGUAAAUCACAGAAACAAAAUGAUUCUGUUCAUGUAGAUAAUGUGCCCCAGACAUUUUUUUCUCCUGAAAAGACCAGGGAUGCACUUAGCUCAGAGGACAGAACUGCCCCUUCAAACAUGGCUGAAGAAACAAAGUGUGAGCCCAAAGGAGGGGGAAGCAAAGGGACUAUACCAGGGGCUCAGGCACAUGCUCUCUCUCAAGGAAAUGAGAGGAGAAUUUCUGUUUCUAGUCCUGGGCGAGGCCAUAAAAUCUUUGUAGUGACACGAGUUGAAAAUCUACCAGAGAAAACAGCAGAAAACACUACAUGGCUGAAGGAGAAUGUGAGUGACCUGCAAGGCAAUGCAGUGAAUCAGUCUAAACUGAUUACUCAAACCCUACCUAUGAAGACUGAAUUUUUGGACUUGCAGGCAAAUGGGACUGUUUCCAAGUUGGCUGCCAACUUGGAAAAUGCGCCAUCGGCAGGAACCCCUGGAUCAGUUUCAGAAAAGAUGAACUCUGGUUCGUGUGAGAAUACAGUCCAUGAAACGCCGCUUCCUAAUGGGCUAAAGACAGAAUUUGUUCAUGCGCUACCAGAUACGUCCUCAGGUUGUGAUGGGAAAAUGGGGAGCUGUGCUGUCGAGCAUGAAUUAAACUGUUCCAAGAAUGAGAAGGAGCUGGAGGAAUUGCUCCUGGAAGCAAGUCAAGAGACAGGGCAGGAGCCACUGUGACACUUUAGCUCCUCUGGAUCGAGCUCCGUUGAGCUGAAACUGUCUUGAGACAUGCCUGUGACAUCCCUUUCCACUCCAUGUGAUUCAGAAGAACCUUGGUCUGCAGUGCAGAGGUUAUUCUUUUUCAAACCAUAUCAGUGCUAUUUCCUGCCCUAGACACUUUUCUCCACAUUCUUGACUCUGCCCUAUAAGGAAGGACUCGGCUAUUCUCAAGAUGAUUCAGGAAGGGAAGGAGAACAGAGAGAAAAUCUUACCAAAAGAGUGAUUUGCCUACCUGAUUCCAAGGUGAGCUCUGGCACCUGAUGGAAACGGCACUACUUUCUGACCUUCUCUAGACACUACCUGAUGCAUUUGCAUUUUUCUUUCUCUAUUUCUCUGGAAUUACCACUGUUACUGAGUAAUUUGUAAGGAGAAGAUCUCCUCAAUCCUGGAGAAUGGGCAUUGGACUGAAAUAUUCUACAAUUCAAAUGGGAGAUUAAAAACCCAGAGCCUCAUGGUUCAGGCCUGGAAUUGCUUUCCACACACUACAAGUGUCCCAGGUCUCUGAAGGCUAGUUUAAGAAAACUGUUUUCUAACAUGGAAACCUGCUAGCAGAAUGGUUGCACAUGAUUGUGUCCCUGGGAAGCGUGGCCCUGACAAGCUGUAGUCACUUGUUGAGACUUGCAUUGCCAGACAAGCUGUCCAGGACAGGCUGCAUCCACAGCCACAAUGGUUAUUUAUUUUAAAUUCCUUUUUUAGGUAUAUAUUUAUCAUGAGCUUCAAAGUACUGAACAGGAUUUAACUUAGAAAACAAUGUAGAAUUACUUUUAGUCUAACCUGCAGCCUUUUUGGAACUUUACUCCUGGUUUGCAGAACUCUGCCAAAAAGCACCAUCAAAAAUACCUUCCCGUGCACAUCCUACACAGAACACCACACUGACAUAACUAGCCGGCGUGCUUGUGUGCACACAGACACACGUUUGUGAGAUCCACAUUUCAGGGGGGUCCCUGCCUGUGAUGUGUUCAAGAGGCAGAGCUAAUACCCUUGAGGAUCAGGUGAAAUUCCUUACAUCGUUGUAUGUCUCUUAGGGGAGAAGGAAUCAUCAUGGCUGAGUCUGUUCUAGUUUCCUAACUUUAUAAGCAUCAAACAGAAGGACAAAUUACCCCCUUUAGCAACGUUUUCUCAAAGCCAUAUAUUACAGAACUGACGGCGUGAGAGAGAGGGAGGGCGGAAUGGGGCUGACUCAGUCAUCUCCAUUUGGGAGCUCAUCCAGCAGUCUAAUACUGAGCCAGAGGCGAAUAUGCAGUAGAAGUAGUUGGAUCCUCUACAUUUUAUUACAUUAAAGGAAGUCUAGGAUCACCUGGUUUGUUUAAGUUACUGCCCUCCUUCUGUUCCGGAUUUUCCAACUCCUUUUGUAUUUGGCUGAGGAAAGAUUCAGGGGACAUGUUACACCAUUAAAAGAUGAACAGGAAUUUGACUUUCCAUGAUUGUGUAAGUAGCUUUCAUAUAGCUGGUCAGCGGGCCUUCUGAUUCAGUGUAAAAUCUUGCUUUAGAGAAUAUGUGCCCCUUUUACCAAAGGUUUUUCGGGAUGAAUUUUCAAUUCUGCAUUGGAACGUGCUCCAUUCCAUAAAUUGUGCUUAAUACAGAGAAUCCCAGAGGCGGUCACACCUUUGAUAGGAUGAAUAUACCAUUAGAGGAGCCUUUCCUUUAUUCUUCUUGCCAAGGGAAGGAAUCUGGUUGCUCUGGAAAAGAUGUUCAGUUUUCUCAGGGAGGGUUCUCUCUCAGUGUCCCAGGACUUAUGAGAUUCUGCUGGCCGAGCACUCUGGUAUCGAGAGUGUGGAAUGGGUCAUUGUUUUAGGCUGCAAAGUCCCACUGCAACAUACCACACCCUGCACAAAGCAUGACACCCAAAGAGGCCCUUAUUCCGAAGGCACUAUUACAAUGAAAACCAGAAUUUCCAGAGUGCAAAUCCAAAUGAAUGGAAUGCCUGCCCUGUGCCCACAGCCAGAGAGAGGAGCUGGCCUGUUGGGGAGGAACCAGCAGUUCUAAGGCAGCACGGAGGUGUUGGGCAGAAGGCUUCAAUAUAGCACAUGCAAGAGGAACAAUCAAGGAAGGAAAACAAAAUUAUGCAGCAAACCUUUUUUUAUUGUGUAGCAAGGCCUGUUAGCGUAAAGUCUGAAUGAUGUGGGUCAUAAGAGAUUGAACCAUCUUUAUCCUUGAGUUGGAGAGGAAGGAAGACUUGGUAGGUUAAAUUAGGUCUUGAACUACCAUUUUGGUUCAAAUCCACGAGGAAUGGCAGAGAGACCCUCCCACUAGCCCCCAGAAAUGGUUAUCAGAAGAGAAAUAUUUCUGUAUAUGUGGAUUACUGCUCUGCUAUGAAGAGAAAUCUCGGAAGGAAACUAUGGUACUAAUCUGUAAUUUAACAAAUUUAUUGUAUAAACUGACCAGAGAAACAGCUUAGAGAGGGGACUGUUGGGUAGAACUUAAGCUUUUUUUUAUUUUUUAUUUUUUCUUAAGUGCAAUAAAUCUAUCAGGGAGCUGUGAGGGCACUUCAUUGCAUGGGAAUCAAGGCUGGAGAUGCAGAAAUUUUAACUCUUCAUGCACUGAAAACUGAAUCACAUUAGGAAUUUGCUGCAUUAACACUACAUACAAAGGAUGGUGAUUUAUUUGCUGAUGUUUGUCAUUUCUUUCUGUUGUGCAUUUUUGUUAACACUGUUUUCUAUUAAAUGAAAACUGCAUUCGUCACUGACUUCUCCUGUCUGUUUGGUACCUACAAAUGACACUUGUUUUGUUCAUGGCAAAGAAGAGAAGGUGAGAUUUCACUAGAACUGAAGCAAUAUCCUUUCCAAAGGAACUCUGCAGAGCUAGCGCUACCAUCCACUACCCUGGCGAAAAGAGCCAUUAGGAAAACCGGACAGUGGUUUGAAGUUCUGCAUGGUACCUAUGGGUGCGAGCUUGAUAGGACAGUCUCAGUCCAGUGGUCCAGCCUCUGAAAUGCUUGUCUGUCCUCUCCCAGAUAUUCAUGUUCAGAAUCUGUUUGCCCUUUUGUUUUUCACUUUGAUGGGUAAAAUACCUGUCAGGCAAACCCCUGUAAAGCUACACGAGGAUCAUCAGUGGGGUUUUCAGAAGCACCGAAAUGAGCUCAGAGCACAAGUCUCAUUGGCUGUCACUAGAGUUGGUGCCCCUUAGGCUCUUAGAUGCUCCUCACUCAGGGAGCUGGCUUCUUGGAAGAGAUGAGUGAGAUCCUAAAGCGGGUAAGGACCGCUGUCUGUGGGCUCAGGGUAUUUGCCCAUCUUUGGGAGUCCCAUUGCAGUCUGUGGGGAAGUUGGCAAUGAUCUUCUUGAGAUCUCGUUACUCAGUGUUAAUGAAUUAUUUAUGCAAGAGAAAUGUUAAAAUAUUACAGGUCACAAAAAUGAGAUUUUAGCAAAUAUUAGUGGUUUAUGAGAAGAACCAGCUGUCAGAUAGUGAGGCCUAAGCUCAUGGUGAUGGUGACCAUUCAAUUCUAGGCAAUACCCUGCUGUACAUGUGACAGGAAAUUGAGCUUCAUCUAAAACAUGUUCUGUGGUACGCAUUUCUUCUCCUCCGUAUGCUGCUCUGACAUGGCUUUGUCCUUGUGUGUAAGCUUAAUGCUGACAGCAGCUACAUACCCUCCAGUCUGCUUCAGAAAGUUCUGCCUUACAACCAGUUAUAGAAACAGGUUUAUUGUGUAUUCUCUAUAUUCUGCUAUGAACGCAGGGCUGGAUUUUCCAGCAUGGGGUUCUGAUUCGAGGAGCUCAGUGUGAGUCACCCAGUAUGAAGAAGGCAGAACCGGGCAGCCCAGUGGCUGUUUGUAGCAAUUGCUUCUCCACAGGAAGCAGCAGACAAGUCCGUAUGCAAAUUGGGUGUGCUUAAUUGGGAGACUCCUACUGCAAAACUGCAGCCUUCAUAUCUCAUUUGUAGCUUAGAUUUAGUAUCCACAGGAACAUCUGAAGCGACUCCUGAGUUCAUGGAGCCAGCGGUUAUGGUGCAUCUUUCCCUGUACCUGGAAAACCAACACGAAUUAGGCUGUUUUGCCAAAGAAACUGUCCUCUGGCAUUUGACCCAGUUAGGUAUGCUCAGCAGUCUACACACAGGGAGACAGCCCAUAAAAAAUUCAGCACCAGUCAAGACUGAGAAGCAUUUGCCCCAGUGCCUCUCAGUACUAUCCCUGAAUGAAGUUGUUUUCAAUCAUUUCCUAUUGAAAGGAAUAAAAUCUAUCAUUCAUGUUACAUAAAACUAGUACCUCAAGAUUCCUAGUAGACCUAUCCUGAGACUUAUUGCCAUGUCUCUCUUACCGCUUUCUCAUUUAUGCUCUUCUCCAAGGAACUUCUUCGAGAGAUUCCUCUUUGCUUUGAGCCUUGACUAUCUGGCCUACUGUCAUUUGUAAAUCUGAGGUGAAUAAACAGGAAUAACUGCUAAGGAUAGCAGCAGAUUUAAAGCACAGAAAUCUAGAUUCAGUAGUUAAGAAUAAGGAUCUGAGUUGAAACCUCUGCUUAGCCUUCUGGCAGGUGUUUUCACUGCUGUAUUUCUUGAAGCAGUGCAGAACCCAGUCUGGCACAUCAGAAGGUCUAACUGCCCUUGGACACAGCAUAUGCAUCUCCUGUUAAUGUGACCUGAUGUGCACUGAAAUGAGGCCAUGACAUGUCAGUCAUACUGUAGACAUCGUAUUAGAAACUUUUUGCAGGUGUCUUACAGGGCAUGUGCAGCAGCUGCUUUUCAUAACUUCAGUGUCCCUCUGGGACUCUUUAAAAUGGUAAAAUCAUCUUGUCUGGUGUCAUAUUUCUGAAACGACCUCGAUGUAUAUUGCAAAGCAGUCUGCGGCGGUGGGAAAACUGCCUUGUGUGUUCUUGGAUCUUAGAUGUGACCUUGUGUGAUGUGAUAUUUUAAACCCCCAGAUGUGGGAACACUGACCGGAUUGUUGAUGCUGAAACUGUUGCACUCCCUCUUCUGAACACAGGGGCGGCUCUGUGUAUUUUGUCGCUCCGAGCACGGCAGUCAGGCAGCUUUCGGCGACGUGCCUGCGGGAG